This is a messenger RNA of Podarcis muralis (Common wall lizard), 4248 nucleotides long. RefSeq names its product C1q and TNF related 6 (gene C1QTNF6). Lineage: Eukaryota; Metazoa; Chordata; Lepidosauria; Squamata; Lacertidae. Gene Ontology annotation, molecular function: protein binding. The record is from RefSeq and is a predicted model, not a curated record.
GUAGAGCCCAAACGCGGAGGGGAGAAAGGGGACGGGACGGGAGCCUCGCAGGCGGGCUGUGGCGGCGGUCUGAGUUUCCUCUGCCAACAACAAGCUAUUAAAGACAUGGGACUCCGGGCUGGCUUGGCUAGCAGAGGGGAUCCAGUGUGCAGAGGGGACUGACCGGCAAGGCAGAGGAGCGGAAACUUUCAGGGAUUUUGAAAGAAGGCGGCGGCGGCGGCGACGCGCCACUCUUCCAGGGUCACUAUGGAAACCAUCCAAAUGCAAGUACCUUUGGUCUUCCUUGUACUCCCACUAUUUGUAUUUGGGGCUCCCGCUGAUGCGUCUGGCCCCCAAGAAGUCACCAUCACCUCGAACAGUUGUAAACGUUGCUGUGAUUCCCUGGAUGCACCUGGCUCCUCUGAGGCCAGUCCUGGCCGAAACAGUCCCCACUCCUUGCCUUAUAUUAUUCCAGAGGUGCGCCCAUAUAUCAACAUUACCAUUCUGAAGGGAGAUAAAGGAGAUCAAGGAGAACCUGGGAUUCCUGGGAAAUGGGGCAAAGAGGGGCCGCCGGGUGAACGGGGAGCCCCGGGCCCGAAGGGCAGCAAGGGGCAGAUGGGUGCCCCUGGAGAUCCUUGCAAGCACCAGUACGCAGCCUUCUCGGUCGGCCGCAAGAAGGCUCUCCACAGCAGCGAAGGCUACCAGGCCUUGAUCUUCGACACGGUCUUCGUGAACCUCUACAGCCACUUUGACAUGUUCAAGGGCAAGUUCUACUGCUACGUGGCUGGCCUGUACUUCUUCAGCCUGAACGUCCACACCUGGAACUUCAAGGAGACCUACAUGCACGUCAUGCGGAACGACCAGGAGGAGGUCAUCCUCUAUGCCCAGCCCAGUGACCGCAGCAUCAUGCAGAGCCAAAGCCUGAUGCUGGAGCUGCGGGAGAACGAUGAGGUCUGGGUGCGCCUCUACAAGCGAGAGCGUGACAACGCCAUCUACAGUGACAACGUGGACAUCUACAUCACCUUCAGCGGCUACCUGAUCAAGCCCAGCCUUGAGUAGCUGCUUGCCUCUCAAGCACCUCCGCUGCCCUCCUAAGCAUUACUGUAACACUGCCUGUAAGCUGCUGCAAAUCAUACACAGAAGGACUGGAAGCAUACCAAGAAUGCGGGGCCAUUCAAGAAGACCAUUUCACUAGAGAAUUAAGAUGGAAGAAGGUGAAUGUUUUGCUGACCAAUUCAUUAGCCUGCUUGUUUUCAGACAAGAUCGUGAGGUUAGAGCUCGGCUUUCUAGGUUAUCUGAAAUCUUCACACCUGCUACCCCAGACAUUUCCCUCAUGGGAAUAUUGGUGCAUGGACUUGGAAAGUGGUGCUUCCUUACUGGAAAGCCCUAAGUGCUCUUGUUGUACAUGAAGGACACAGCUGAAUUGAGCAGUCUCAAGUGAGUGACAUCUUCAUAUAAAUUCCAAGCUAAACACACCCCAGCAGCCACUAUUUUUGCACAAUGAGUUCCCCUGGUGCAAUGGGACCUUCCUCCCUCUUCUCCAAAAUCUGGUUGGGAGGGUCAGGAGAACCCCCAAUGUAGCUCAUGCAGAGAGGAGAGGCAAUUCUGCCUGGCAAGCAGAAAUGUUUUAUCUGAUGGAGCAAUUGCCAUAGCUUGACUCUGAAUCCCCCCCCCCCCAAUUGUGUGCAUGCCAUGCUCGUCUCUGAACAGGUUUUGUAGCCCUGUAGGCUGAAAUUUAGAUCUCUUCAGUAGGCUGUGCACACAAAGGUCAGAAUCCAGCCCAAAUUGUGCAUGAGAUCAAUGGGGCUUACACAACUGUGAACUGGAUCAUAGCCUGUGAUUUUAGAGCUUGUCAGCUGAACAGUCAUGGUUUAAAAUAGGUGUGCAAAAGAUACAGGGAAGUGUAAAGAAAGGAAUAGUGCAACUACCUUUUUGUAAACUUCUGUUUGCCAUUGCCAUGCAGGGACAUUUGCACACAUGGGGAACAUGGGUCUAGACUGGUUUAACUUUGAUGAUGCCUUAAGUGUUGAAGUAAUAGGUCAGCUCAGGCUGGGGCAAACAUCAAAGGAAAGGCUUCUAGAGGGAACAUUUGAUCUGGUUCUCGUAAGUGAGACCUGCACCUAUGUACAGGCAAUGAUCAUUUUGCAUGGGGGUUGUUUUCAUGACACCCCCCCACACAUUGACAGAGCCUACUCCACCCCAUUAUAUCCCGACCCCCCUUUCCAGCCAUUUCCAGGUUGCAGUGAUGCUCAUGUGCACAGUCAUGUGUGCUUUAAAGCGCCAUUGCCUUUACUACACUGUAGAGUGCUUUUGUUCAAGAUUCCAACUAGUCAGCCCUACCCACUUUGAAGAUACUCCAUUCCAUGCCCUUAUUUCCUGCUUUUCCAUUCCCCACCCCCUUCCAUCAGUUAGUCAGUAUUCUGUGCCCACUGAGCAUGCCCAGUCCUUAGGAUUUUUUGCUUUAAAAAAUACGUACCUGUGCAAACCUUGGGUCCCACCCCCGGCUCUCUGUAGCUAUCACUUUUUUGAGUAUUGAGGCUGCUCUUUGCUAUACACCAUGAUCCAAACAAAGAUAAUGAAUUCACUAUUAAUAAUAUAUAGCACAUUAAUCCUGGGUUGCUUUAAAAAAAAAUGAAAGUCAUAUGGCAGGCAGUGGCACAGCACUGACUAGCUCCUAUUCCUGCAGGCAAUUCAUCAAGAGCAGAGAAUGAGUAGCUGUCCAUCAUAGGAAAGAGAUCAUAGCUCAGUAGUAGAAAGCCCCAGGUUCAGUUCCCCAUGUCUACCUAAAAGUAUCUUAAGUAGCAGAGCUGGAGACACCUUGUCUGAAUACUUGGGAAGCUGCUGUCCUGGACUAGCCAGUCUUGGACUAGAUGGACUAACAGUCUGACUCAAGAGAAGGCAGCUUUAAUGUUCUUCAUCAGAAGGAGUAGCAGAUGAUUUCUCUAUUCACCUUGUACUACCAUGUGGGCACGGUAGGUGGUUAGCACCCCCCCCCCCCACGGUUCCUUGUCUUAUGCAUAUCCAGCAAGCUGCAGCCAGUUUAGAAGGUAGCAAAAGCAACAACCCUUUUCCACCCGCUGGCAAGCUACUUUCACUCAUCCAGAACCCUGCUCCUCCUGUUAUAUAGGGAUGAUGUUGCUGAUCAGCCUUACAGGGAUUUUGCCAGGAUUGCAGAUAGGGCUGGGCAAUAUCUGGUUUUCAGCAUCAUGAUAUAUCACCAGCUAAACAUGAUGUCUGAAAUAAAGUUGGAGCUAUGUAGAGGCAUUGGCUGGCUUCACAGUUUUUCCUACAUUGUAAAUUUCACAUAGCACACACAAACACAUCAUGAUUCGUGAUACAUCAUGAUUCACAGCCAGGUCAAAAAUUAUGAAACCGAUAUCAAAAUAUUGGUUUCAAUCCAGUUUUGGACAAUAUAUUGAUAUAUUGCCCAGCCCUAAUUGCAGAGGUACUUUGAGUAAAGCACUCUGAAGUUUCUAGAGGGCUAUGUAGUUGGCAUAUGGCUGUGCACAAUGUUUAGCUGCAACUUUUUAUGCACAAGCUGUGAAUCUGCACAUGCCCCACCAAGCAUACUCACUGCCGCUCCCACUGCCAUGUGGCCAAGUGUGCAGAGACAGCACAUAGGAAAGCAGAGCUCUCCUUCCAAGUUGACGGGUCUCUCAGGGGGCAAAGGGCUAUGUGGGGGCAGACAUUUUUGCUUUGACCCCCAUGGAGAGCCCUGCAGAGCAAGGUUAUGAGAAAGAGUCGGGAAAGGGGGCUUUCUUCAGAUGGGGAAGUCCGGGGCUGAUUGGACAAGGAACCAAAUUCCUCCUCUCUGCAAGGCAUAAACGGAGAAACCAGCUGUUGUAUAUUUGCAACGUGUGGCGUCCCUGUGUCUCUCUAGGGAACAGCAGGAAUUUCUAGCACUGAAUCGCUUCCAGACCUGAGCUCUGAAUUCCUCGAGCCUCUGCCUCCAUUCCAAUGUCAGCAGAGCUCUCAAAUGUUCCUACUGAGAAGUUCUGCAUUUAAAGUCAAUAAGGCAAAGUGUGUGGUGUUUCGGUGUUUCCUGCUUGCUUUUUGGUGCAAAAAAAAAAAGGCUUCUGACUUUUAAAGAAGCUCCUUUGGUGCUAAACCAGGAUCCUGGAGAAUAAUUGGUGCUUAAUGAGAGAUAUAUUGCAGACAUAGUGGACUGUGGAAUUUAUGGUGCUUUAUAGAGAACCCAAAUCACCCAACCAGAUUUCUUGUGUGUGUAUAUAUUUUCCUAAAUAUUAAAACUUCUUUAUUGCACUUUGA